AUGCCUUCUCCGGCAAAGGUUUGCUAUGCGGAUCCUCUGAACAUAGUGUCAAAGCGUAAUACAAACUUACAUCUCUCUUCUUCAACCCAGGACGCCUCCUUUGACGGGCUCCUUCGCCGGUGUGACUUUGACUGGGCGGAAGAUGUUGAAGACGCUGAUAUCAGCGGUAAUUUGCCCAUCACCGCAACAGCAGACCCUCUUGAUUACUGCUUGUCAAAAGAAACUCUCUACGACGAAAUCCAUUACUCUCCUCGCCACCUGGCAUAUCGCAAGUACAAGCCAUCACUUCCAACUAUCCCCGAAGAAGUGUGGGAUGAGCCAUGGGGUUGGGUGCAUGGCACCCCAGAUAUAACCUCCAACCCUUCGCAGAGAAUAUUGGCAGAAUCCCACGACGAUACUACCCAGCACUCAACAUACGAGGGGUCUCGAGGCAAUAGCGAGUCAGAUCUCCAUCUGGUUACCCAACAAUCGAUCAACAACAUCUUUGCUGAUCGCCAAGCCUGGAUUGAAGCAGAUGAAGAGAUCCAUCACUUCAACUGGAUGGGAUUGCGUGUUUACGCACACAGCUCGACCUCCCCAUCUGAAUCGCUAGCCAUUAUCUUUGCAAAACCCAAAAGCCUACAGGGAAGUGCUAUGUGGCGAGUCCACUCAGUUCUGAACCGAGCUGUUCGUUACAUCGACCCGGUACUUGUGCUUUUGGAUGACGCAGACGAAAGCUUGCUCGAACUACGGGGCUCAGAGCUUGUGCGUGCAUCUACCGGACGUGUUUUCAAAUUUUACUCACCGCACGGAUCAUGGUUGGAAGAUUCCAAUGACCCGAGUGAAGAAACGACUACUGACUUCGGAAAUGUACGGACAUAUGAGGCUGCAGAUUUAGUCAUUGGAAAUGGCUUUGUAGAAUCUGCCCCUAUCCCUUCAGUAUUCCAGUGGGCACCACAGCCUAUUACCAUCAAGAAGCCAAAGAAGCCGCCACGCAAGAUUACCACUUGUGUUGCUGGAGCACCACCUGAGGAGUAUUUCUCUUUUCCGACUCCUGUUUUUGGUCGUCGUAGGCCGAUCAAGCAAGCAUUUGCAAAGGCUCGGCGGGGACUGACAUCUGCUUUCACAUCAUUGAAGACCAAGCUCAGUUAG
Molecule: messenger RNA, 1131 nt
Organism: Penicillium mononematosum
Lineage: Eukaryota; Fungi; Ascomycota; Eurotiomycetes; Eurotiales; Aspergillaceae
Exons: 2
Coding region: 1-1131 (376 amino acids)
Source: RefSeq, a predicted model, not a curated record